GACGAGGGUUGCGUUCAGUUUGGUUUAGUUGCUAUCAAGCUUCCCUCCUUCGGCAUUAUACUGAAGCGUCAAAACAGCUAAAUGUCUGAAAUCUGCCUUUAACGCUUUACUUUUAGCUAACACGUUGCAGUUAAUCUUGUAAUACGGUCAACAUCUGAAGCCAACUAAAGAGAAAUUUGUUGCAGAUUGCUGAAACAGUCAUCAUAUACGACAUAUGCAGGCUGUAUAGUGGCACAUGAUGUUCAACAAGUCGUUUGGUGCUCCCUUUGGGGGAGGAACAGGGGGAUUUGGGACUUCAUCCACGUUCGGACAGCAAAACACUGGGUUUGGAACAGGUGGCUUUGGUUCCUCUGCUUUUGGGACUGCAAACAACACAGGCGGGCUUUUUGGAGCAACACAAAACAAACCUGGUGGACUCUUUGGUUCCAGCACAUUCAAUCAGCCUGUCACAUCCUCCACCAGCAGUGGGUUUGGGUUUGGUGCCACUAGCGGCACCUCUAACAGCCUUUUUGGAAGCACCAACACUGGAAGUGGAGGGCUCUUCUCCCAGCAGGGCAAUGCAUUUGGUGCCAACAAACCUGCCUCUUUUGGCACUUUUGGCACCAGUACCAGUAGUGGUGGGCUGUUUGGGACAACCAACACCACCUCCAAUCCAUUUGGAGGAACUUCGGGGUCCCUGUUUGGUUCAUCUAGUUUCACUGCCACACAGCCUGGCACAACCAUCAAAUUUAAUCCACCAACCGGAAGUGACACAAUGGUGAAGAGUGGUGUGACGACUAGCAUCAACACCAAACACCAGUGUAUUACAGCCAUGAAGGAGUAUGAAAAUAAAUCCCUGGAGGAGCUGAGGUUAGAGGAUUACCAGGCAGGAAGGAAGGGGCCCUCCAAUCCCAUGGCAGGCAACCCAGGCAGUCUCUUUGGGGCUACAGCAACAGCGACUCCUAGUACUGCCACCGGACUCUUUGGUUCUUCUGGUCCUGCCUUCAGCUUUGGCCAUAACAAGACCUCCUUUGGAACCAGUACAGCUGCUUUUGGUACAACCACAAGCAGUUUAUUUGGUCAACCACAUCAAUCCAACAGUCUCUUUAAGCCUUUUGGCCAGCCCACCACAGCCCCAAACCCUGGAUUCUCCUUUGGCAAUACCAACACCAUGGGCCAGCCCAACACCAGCAGCAUGGGCCUAUUUGGGAACACAGCAGCUUCACAGACCCCAGGGCUGUUUGGGAAUGCGGCAAACACCAGUACGGCCGCAGGCUUCGGCACGGGCACAGGGCUUUUUGGGCAGCCCAACACCAGCUUUGGGAAUGUGGGUACACAGAAUUUGUUUGGUAACAAGCCAACUGGUUUUGGCACCACCACAACCAGUGCUCCCUCCUUUGGCACAGGCACUGGCCUGUUUGGCAACAAGCCCACUCUCACUCUGGGAACCAACACAAACACCUCCAACUUUGGGUUUGGUACAAAUCCUGCUUCAGGGAGUCUGUUUGGAAACAAAACAGCCACUGGUAGUCUAGGGGCAGGCCUGGGAACAGGUUUUGGAGCAGGUGUGGGUACGGGGCAAACAUCUCUGUUUGGAAACAACCAGAAUAAGAUGGGCUCCGCUUUGGGCCCAGUGGGGACAUUUGGGGCUACUGGCUUUAACGCAGGAACCAGCACACUGAACUUUGGUGCACCGCAACAACCUGUUGCCCUGACCGACCCCAAUGCUGCAGCAGCCCAGCAGGCAGUGCUGCAGCAGCAGAUCAGCGCCUUAGCUUAUGCGCCUUUCGGUGACUCGCCCCUAUUCAGAAACCCCCUUUCUGAUCCCAAGAAGAAAGAGGAGCGCCUAAAACCAACAAAUCCAGCCGCUCAGAAAGCUCUCACUACCCCUACACACUACAAGCUGACCCCUCGCCCUGCCACACGUGUGCGACCCAAGGCCCUCUCUUCCUCAGGUUCUGCCAAGUCUCAGCUAUUUGAUGGGUUGGACGAUGAUGAACCUUCUCUCACCAAUGGAGCCUUCAUGCCCAGGAAGAGCAUCAAGAAGCUGGUGUUGAAAAACUUGAAUGGCAGUAGUAUGUACAGUAGCCCACUGAACAGAGAGGCUGAGGACCUGAGCUCUCCUUCAGAGUACCCACAGAAUGGCCUCAGCAUGAGAACGGAUGUGGAGGACACCCAAGACGGCGAGACAGAGAGGGGGGCAGAAGAUGAUCUGGAAGUUUCCAAGUUCUACACUAACCCUGUAGCCAAGCCCAUCCCACACUCCCAGCCCAGCCCUUUACUUCAGGAUACAAUCAGUGAGAUGAACAUGCGCAGAGGUGGGAGUGUCUGCAAUGGCCUGGAGCUCAGCAGUGAGGAGAUCUCUUUUGGAGAGGAAUCUUCUGUCCAGGAGGAGAGAGAUGAGGAUCUGGAAGCCCAGAAACCUCCCCAUCCAGCUGGCAUAGUUCUAAGUCGGGUAGGUUACUAUACCAUCCCGUCAAUGGAGGAACUGGGGAAGAUGCUGAAUGAAAAUGGAGAGUGUAUCUUGGAGAACUUCACCGUGGGCAGGAAAGGCUAUGGGUCAGUUUUCUUUCCUGGUGAGGUGAAUAUUACAAACAUGAACCUCGAUGAAAUUGUGCACUUCAGACGAAAGGAGGUAAUCAUCUACCCUGAUGACAAAGAUAAACCUCCUGAGGGAGAGGGCCUCAACAGGCGAGCAGAAGUGACUCUUGACGGUGUUUGGCCCAAUGACAAAACUACGUGCACUCAGAUCAAGAGUCCUGAGCGUCUGAGCGAGAUGAACUAUGAGGGAAGGCUGGAGAAUGCUUCCCGCAAACAGGGUGCUCGCUUCCUUGAGUACCGUCCUGAGACUGGAUCUUGGGUCUUUGAGGUGGCCCACUUCUCCAAGUAUGGCCUGCAGGACUCUGAUGAGGAAGAGGAGGUAGCCCCAGCCAAAACUGACCCGAAGAAGCUGAAGACGGGUGUCCUGCCAGGGACACAGCAAGUUCCAUUGACCCAGCAGCAGGUGGCGCCACAGGCUCAGAAUACAACAGUGUUGGAACUCCUCAGCCACGUGCCGGAGCUGGACAGUGACAUGGCGGACAUUACCCAGGAACCUCCAGAAGGAUUGUUGUGCGAGGAGGAGGAGAGCAUUCUUGAGGAUGACACUAGGAUUGGCCUGAGAGCAGACACCCCUGCAGAGCACGAGCCUGUCUCUGCUUCCAGCCAGAUUGCCUCCUUGCUGGGAAUCAACCCUCACACCCUUCAGAUUAUGAAGGCAUCUUUGUUUGCUGGGGAUGAUGAUGAUUGUGACCUGUUCCAUGAGCAGCACCCUCAGAAGCUCAUAGAGGAGAUUGUGUCCCCCCAGGCUUUACUUGGUAAAGCUCAAGGCAGGCUACCAGUGGGAAGCCUCCUGCAGACUAAGUUCAGCUCACCUGGGGGACUGUUUUCACAGCUGCCGGAGGUGCCUUUUGGAGCGGCCCCUCUGAAACUGAGUAAGCCGCCGGUGGCAGAGGCCCCAUGGCCUUCGCUGGUCCCCACCUUCGUCUUGCCACCUCCGGUGCCAGAGGUCACGCUGCGUACUGUUGGGGCCCGCAGGCUUGGGGGCCCCGUGCCUCAUGACAGCUCGGUCACUCUGGGGAAGGGGCGGCUGCUAAUGGACUCGGCCCUGUUCAUGGGCCGCUCCUUCAGGGUGGGCUGGGGGCCUAAUUGGGUGCUGGUGCACAGCGGAGAAGCACUCAGCACAGCGCAGGAAGCAAAGGAGCCACGGGCCACAGAUGCCAUGGGCUUUGGGUUCUUGCCCAAACCAACCAAGAUCAGGCAGAUCACUGAGAGCCCCUAUAAAGUGCAUGUGGAGCAGGUGCUGGGUGUGGAGUCCAAGGAGCCGUCGGAGAGCCUGGCCCUGUACCACCGGCCACUGGAGAUCAGCCUCAGGCAUAGCACCAUCAGUACAGAGGAUGUCUGCCCUUUUAUCCAGCCAGAGAAAGGAGUGGAUGCCCUACAUGAAUAUGCCGAGUGGAUUACAGAGGUCAACAAUGAAGCAGGAUCAGAUGAUGCCGUCCUGGGUCACUGGCAGCAGGUGUGGGCCCUGUGUGCAGCACUGUGGGGUAGGCUUGGUGACCAGGACAUGGAGGCCAAGCGCAGCGGGGGCUACCAGGAACAACUGGCCCGCAGACGGAGCUUCUCCCGUUGGUUGGCUGAGAGCGCGGCCCGGCGCAUCCAGGAAGAGGUGGGCCAGGCUCAGGCCCGCAGCCACGUGGAAGCCAUCUUCUUCUACCUGACGGGCCACUGCAUCAGCGAGGCCUGCAGACUGGCCCAGAAGAGUGGGGACCAUCGCCUGUCCUUGCUGCUGUCCCAGUCGGUGGGCUCUCAGCCAAGCAGAGACCUUUUAAUCCUACAGCUGGCAGACUGGAACAGAAUGGAGACCGACUCCUUCAUCCAGGAGGACAGACUACGUGUGUUCACCUUGCUUGCAGGCAAACCUGUGUGGGAGUCGACGGACUGCUGCAUAAACGUGUGCUCUGAGCUGGACUGGAAGCGCUGUGUAGCAGUGCACCUGUGGUACAUGCUGCCCCCCACUGCCUCUGUAGCACAUGCUCUCGCCAAAUACGAGGCUGCCUUCCAGGGUUUGGAAGAAGGGAAGAAGUAUGCUUGUGCUCCUCUUCCUCCCUAUGUGGACGAUACAGAGCUGCUGGGAUUGAACGAGGAGAUGGAGAAUAUGGAAUCUAACAAACCCCUCUACGACAUCUGCUUCCACUUACUAAAACUCUAUAGUGACAAGCACUACAGCUUGCAGCAGCUGCUGGACCCUAGCACAGUGACGGCAGAGCGGCUGGACUACAGGCUCAGCUGGCACCUGUGGAAUGUGUUACAGGCUCUAAACUACAGUCACCUCGCGCUGCCCUGCCAGGGCCUCCUGCAUGCCAGCUAUGCUGCCCAGCUUGAGAGCAUGGGCCUGUGGGAAAUGGCUGCUUUUGUUCUGCUGCACAUCCCUGACUCCUCGCUUCGAGAGCGUGCUGUGAAGGAGAUACUGAACCAGCACUGCCCUCUGGAGGAGACUGAGGAGUCUGCAGAGAAGGAGCGCUUCCUCACAGACAAGCUGCUGAUCCCUAUGCAAUGGAUCCACGAAGCAAAAGCCACCCGUGCCAGACGGGAAGGAGACAAACACCAGGAGGCGUUGCACCUCUACAAGGCUGGUCACUGGAACCAGUGCCACCGGCUAGUCAUACAGGACCUGGCCUCGGACUGCAUAAUUAAUGAUAAUCAUGACUACCUAAUGGAGUUCCUGGAGGGCUUGGCAUUGCCUGAGCGCAGUGUUCAGAUCCAGGACUGGGACACGUCAGGCCGGGUCUACCAGGACUACAUCCACGUCAUUCAGACCCUCCGCCACAUUCAGCAGCUGGAGAGUCCAGGAUAUGAGCUGGAACGGCUACAGACCGAUGUCACAUCUCUGUGCAGCAGGAUUGAACUCCUUCCCUGCUCCAAAGCCAAAGAUAGACUUGCUCAAUCAGAAAUGGCCAAACGUGUCGCCAACAUUCUGCGCGUGGUGCUAAGCCUUCAGCAGGGUGGGGAGGGCACCCCGGACCCCCAUCACAUCCCGCUGUGCCACCUCGCCCCCCAGAUCGGACGCUUGCCCAUGCCUGAGGACUAUGCUCUCGAAGAACUUCGCAGUCUCACCCAGUCUUAUCUAAGGGAGUACAUUGUUGGUCACUGAGGAUCAGGACAGCAUGGUGGGGCAAAGAGGGAUGUGGGUGGUCAAUGUUGAGACUGUUCUAAUUUCAGCUCUUGGAAUCUUGUGGAAUCAUAAUGGCCCAUAAACACAGACAGACACAUUUUCUGAAUACGUCAAUCCUGUGCGUUUUGUGUCUGUGUCUUUCUUUGAUCAAGUACAUACUGAAGUGUGUUUGGUAAAUUGGACUGUUUGUGUAUAAGUGCAUAAUACCCUUUUGAGGGGAGACCUCACCAGCUUUUAGAGUGUAAUUUGCAGUUUGAGAAUUGCACUAUUAGGCUACAUAGAAAACACAAAGUGGAUCUGUAGUUUUAAAUACAUUAACAUCUGAUCUCUGGAGAGUACAACCAUGAAUAUAGACGUUUGGCCGUUUUUCCUUUGAGGAUGGAUGUGCAUAUUCACCUGUAAUUGAAAGGUUAUGUAAGUGUGGGGUGUUUUGUUUUUGUUGCCCCCCCCCCCCCCAUAUCUCCCUUCAGUCUUUAUAUAUAGUGUGUAUGAUGAGUGAGUGUUGGUUUAAAAAAAAAAAGACCAUCUGUUGAAUUUUCUGUCUUGGCACCAAGCAAUGGUGUCAUGAUAUAAAUGUAAAGUGGUCAUGAAUAUAUCUAUUUUUGUAGGGUUUUGUACAUAUAUGCCAUUUAGCAAAAGGUUUAAGUGUGUAACAACAAAAAAUUAAUGGACAGAGCUCUGGCAAAACGGGUGGAGUCUAAGAUGUACUGACGAGUUUAAAACAAUAUAUGGCUACAACCCCCCCCCCCCCCCCCCCCCUUUUUUUUUUUUUCAGCACGAAACUUGGCAAGAGGUUUACGUGUAUUUAUAAUUACAUAGCAGCGUUAUUGUAACCACCCGUCUUUACAAACACGUUAAAUACUAGUCUACUCAGCUCAGUCCUGCAUUAAUAAUCCUGCCGUUUCCCUUUAAUUGCAGGCUUUUAAAGAUCUCGAAAAGUGUAAAGUGCGCGAUUUGAUGCUGCUGACUAAGGUUCUGUUCCUCUGCAUCGUCUUAACAUUUUUCGCUUUGCAUGAUUCUACAAUGUUUUCCCCCCUUUUCCUUAUUUUCUUUUUUUAAAACAGCAAAAUUAAAGUUUUUGGAAUGCA
Molecule: messenger RNA, 6780 nt
Organism: Electrophorus electricus (electric eel)
Lineage: Eukaryota; Metazoa; Chordata; Actinopteri; Gymnotiformes; Gymnotidae
Gene: nup98
Product: nucleoporin 98 and 96 precursor
Biological process (GO): post-transcriptional tethering of RNA polymerase II gene DNA at nuclear periphery; telomere tethering at nuclear periphery; RNA export from nucleus
Cellular component (GO): nuclear pore; nuclear pore cytoplasmic filaments
Molecular function (GO): structural constituent of nuclear pore; RNA binding
Source: RefSeq, a predicted model, not a curated record